This is a messenger RNA of Ahaetulla prasina, 4759 nucleotides long. It is a transcript of the gene NR4A3, whose product is annotated as nuclear receptor subfamily 4 group A member 3. Gene Ontology annotation, cellular component: nucleus; transcription regulator complex. Gene Ontology annotation, biological process: cellular response to corticotropin-releasing hormone stimulus; regulation of transcription by RNA polymerase II. NCBI's taxonomy places the organism in Eukaryota, Metazoa, Chordata, Lepidosauria, Squamata, Colubridae. The transcript is spliced from 8 exons. The record is from RefSeq and is a predicted model, not a curated record. Gene Ontology annotation, molecular function: nuclear receptor activity; nuclear glucocorticoid receptor binding; RNA polymerase II cis-regulatory region sequence-specific DNA binding. The coding region runs from base 615 to 2465 and encodes 616 amino acids.
AAAUGACGUGCGGCGAGAAGAGAAAGGGAGAGCGGGCGCGCGCUCCGAAGCUUCCUUCCUCCCUCACUCCUUUCCUCGCUCCCUCCCUCCCUCCAGCUCUCUCUUACAACCUACGGGGACGGCUCUGAGCCCUCCGGAGUUAGCCAGUGUAUAUAAACAAAGACACAUUGCGGCUGCUUGGGCUCUCCUUAAAGUCCGAAGUUCUUACCGCAGCAACUAGCAAGAGACGCGGCUAUUCUCUACUAUUUCUAACCCCCUUCCCUCUUUUUUCAUUUCUCUUUCCUUCCUUUCAAUGCCUCAGGAAAACUCAUUCUCCAGGGCUGGAGCUUCCUCGGAGCCUUGCGCUUUUUUUCUUAGCAACGUCUGGAGACAGCGCUCGCUUGCUGUCGUUUUGAGGGAAUAAAACGUUUGGCAAACUACAUGUAAAGACGGAACCGCCACAGAAACCGAAGCCCAGGUUGGAAAAACCCUCUCUCGUGAGCCCUGGCUCCAGACACAACACUGUUCAGGAGGGACCACCCCCACCACUUACGCUUCCUUCAGCAGCAGGAGCAGCCUCAGCCACCAUCCUGUCAGUUACACCCAUCAUUCAGCAAGCAAGCCGUUCUCCAGAUAUGCUCUGUAUGCAAGCCCAAUACAGUCCUUCAGCCCCUUGCUCAAGUUAUGCCGCUCAAACUUCCUAUGCUUCAGAAUACAGCCCUGAGAUCAUGAACCCUGACUACACAAAGCUGACCAUGGAAUUAAGUAGCCCUGAGAUCAGUGCCACUGCUACCACCUCUCUGCCCAGUUUCAGUACCUUUAUGGAAGGUUAUUCUGGGGGCUAUGAACUGAAGCCCUCCUGCCUAUACCAAAUGCAGCCUGUCUCCUCUUCUUCAUCACCUUCCUCUGCAAGCCAGCGACCCCUCAUCAAGAUGGAAGACAAUCGGAUGCACAGUUAUCACCCUUCACUUUCUCUAACGGUGGAUGAAAGCAUGGCCAGCAGCUCCAUGUACUUCAAGCAGUCCCCACCCUCUACACCUUCUACCCCUGGGUACACACCCCAACAGACCUGGAAUGAAUCACCCUCACAUUCUCUUUCACCAGCACAGACUUGCAUGGCCCCAUGCCACCUGGUAGACACUGCCCCUAUGACAACAGUGCCUGGGCGCUUUCCACUUUUCCAUUUCAAGCAUUCACCACCCCAUACACCUAUUGCAGGUGGCCACAUGUGCUAUGAUGCCACUGCCUUGAAUCUACCCAUCGGAUCAGACAGGCCUAGUGCUAGUCAAGCAGCUAUGGAAAAUCAUCCAUAUGGGCACCCUAUGUCCAAGAGAGCAGCCACUUUAGCUUUUGCACCACUAGGCCUCAAUACGGCCACUUCCAACCUUCUAGGUGAGAGCAGCAGUAGCAGCAGUGGCCUUCCUUCUCCAUCUAGCAGAAGUUCUUCAGCAGGAGAAGGAACUUGUGCUGUGUGUGGGGACAAUGCAGCUUGCCAGCAUUAUGGUGUUCGGACUUGUGAGGGAUGCAAAGGCUUCUUCAAGAGAACAGUUCAGAAAAAUGCAAAAUAUGUUUGCCUGGCCAAUAAAAACUGCCUAGUAGAUAAACGUCGUCGGAACAGAUGUCAGUACUGCCGAUUUCAGAAGUGUCUCAGUGUUGGUAUGGUAAAAGAAGUUGUCCGUACUGACAGUUUGAAAGGAAGAAGAGGCCGGCUACCUUCAAAACCAAAGAGCCCUUUGCAGCAAGAACCUGUGCAGCCCUCCCCUCCAUCUCCUCCAGUCAGUAUGGUGAAUGCUCUUGCACAAGCCCUAUCUGAUUCUGCACCCCAGGAACUUGAUUACUCCAGAUACUGUUCUAUGGAACAAACUUCUGCAGGUACAGAUGCAGAGCAUGUGCAACAAUUCUACGAUCUUCUCACUGCCUCCAUUGAAAUAUCUAGAGACUGGGCAGAAAAAAUCCCAGGAUUUACUGAUCUCCCUAAAGAAGAUCAAACGUUACUCAUAGAAUCAGCUUUUUUGGAACUUUUUACAUUACGACUAUCCAUAAGAUCCAACAUUAGUGAAGACAAGCUUGUUUUCUGCAAAGGGCUUGUACUUCAUCGACUUCAGUGCCUUCGUGGAUUUGGGGAGUGGCUUGACUCAAUUAAAGAUUUUUCUUUAAAUUUACAAAGCCUCAACCUUGACAUCCCAGCCUUAGCAUGUUUGUCAGCUCUAAGUAUGAUUACAGACCGUCAUGGAUUAAAAGAACCAAAGAAAGUGCAUGAGCUAUGCAACAAAAUCAUGGGCAGCUUGAGAGAUCACUUGGCCUUCAACUGUCAGAGCAAAAGACAACCCAUUGAGUCUGCAGAAUCUAAAGUUCUGGGUCUCCUCGCUGACUUGCGUGCUGUCUGCACGCUAGGACUGCAGCGGAUCUUUUAUCUGAAAUUGGAAGAUUUAGUGCCACCUCCUUCCAUUAUUGACAAGCUAUUUUUGGACACUUUACCAUUCUGAAAGUUAGGUUUCCCUUGUGAAAGGCAACUACUUACCAGAGCAGGCAAAAAUAUCAGAAUUUGACUUAUAACAAUGCUGCUUUUGUUAUAUGAGGACAGAAGUAAUUCCAGCCCUAAUCAUAUACCAUAUGGACUUUUCCCAAUAUAUGUCUUUGCAAACUGAGAUCUAAGAUAUAAUUUACAGUCUUGGAGAUGGAAAUUAUAGAAUAGAAAGAUUAAAUGCAGGUGUGUUUUUAAUGGCACUUUUUAAUGAUGCUAUUCCAGCCAGAAAAACAAGUUAAUAUUAACUGUAUAAAAGCUAUUUCCAUAGCAUCUGUUCUUAUGUGGUGGACAGAAAAUUGUCACUGCAAUGUGUUUGAAAACAAGACUAAUAACAACUGAUUUCAAUAGCAUAUAUUUUAUUAAUUUAUAUCUUUAGCAUACUCAUACCAGACCUCAUUCGCUUCACGUUUUUUUUCUCUCUCUCUGUUUCCCUUGAUAACGUUCAUCCAUAAUUUCAUAAUUAAAAUAUAUUAAAAUGACAAUGGCUGUUAGCUCUCACGUUCAAGUGCAAUUUUAAGGUGCUAUCUUUGCUGAGUCUUGUUUAUGAGCUGUAAUUUAGUUUAAUCCAAAAGAGAGGUGAAAGAAAUAACAUGGAAUAAACUGGCUUUAUUACAUGCACUAAUUUCUAAGACAAAAUUCUUCAAACUUUAGAUCAGUGAAGUAUAUGUUGACAGCAAAGCAUUAAGCAAAGAUCAUAUGCUUAUUCCUUGGCUGAUUAAGUCAGUAGCAAUGGAGAACAUCUGAAGUAGGCAGGAUUAGCAUGGACAUAGUAAGUCUAGAUCUGAGCUUAGUGAAUUAGUUAGUAAUAGAUUCAAGACAAUUUGGAUGAAAAUUUUUGUAGAAAUAGACUGAAUGUAAAUGCUAUGAAGGGUUUAUUGAGCUGCAUUUUAAACAUUCCGUGUAUGUAAUUUCCUUUUUUUGGGUAUGUUUUACUGUUAAUGCCAUAUUAAUAUGAAAUAAUUUGUUGCACAGUGUCUUUAUUUGUAUAAAUAUUUGUAUGCAUGACAUAUUGUAAAGAUUUGCCUCUAUUUAUUGCAAUGACUGCCAGCUCAUGGGGGCCUGUUACAAGGAAGAUGAAAUAGUGUACUCACAACAACUCAGUUAUAGAAUGGGUUUGAGUAGUCUCAUACACAUACACAUGUAUGUGACCUUUCUGUUAACCAAUUAAAUAUGUAGUAUGUCUUGCACAAGUAAACUUGAUCUUACCAUGUAUUUGCAGUGACUUUUAAGGCAGUAAAAUUUAGCACUUUGAUAUUUAAAUAUUUGUUCAUGUUUCACUAACUUUAAUAUUUAAACAUUUUUGUUCUUUCAACAAAAAAGGAUUUAUAUGCACUGUAUCAAGUCUAGUCAUUUUGCUACAGAAAGAGAUCACUUUUUGAAUGUUGCUCUGAUAACCCUGUAUUUUUGUUAGCUUUAAAAAGUCUAUAAUAAUUUUGUCUUUUUUAACUAUGCUGUUUGUAUGGAAAUUAAAUUAUACACUCAGAUACCAAAAUAACUGCCUAAUAGCUGCAGCUAGGAUAAACUAGAUAUCAAGCUAUUGUCUGGUUCUCAAAAAGUUGCCUGAUAUUUUCUCAUUAAAUUUGUUUCAAAGUAUUCAUUUGAGGAACUGUUAUUCUUUUAUCCAGAUAAUAAGGUCAGUGACAAAAACAGCUCUAAUCAUUAUACUGUAGCUAGUAUUUUUAAUUUACCUGCAGAUAAUAUUUAAAAAUGUAUUUGUAUUGACGUACUGUAUGAUUUAUGUGAAAACACAGUAGCAGAAUUAAAUACCAGAGAACCCUGAUUUUUCUUGCAGGUUAAUCAUACUUGCUAACCCUCAAGGCAUGUUUUAUUUAUUAUUUGAAUUUUUGUACAUAUUAUGUACAUGACCUCACUAAAUUUCAAAAGACAUGCACAUUUUUUGUCAAUUGUGCAGAAGGUGUAAUCAUUAUCCUCCUUGAAUUAAUAGGCAUUUUUUUACAUACAAUACAUUCAUGUUUCAUUCUUAUUCUUGUAGAAUGCCAUCAUCUACUGUAGCAGAAUGAAGAUUCAUAGUUUAUCACAAAGUUAGGUUUCCAAACAAAAGUAUCUUGUUGUUCCAAAGUGUUUUCUCUAGAUGCUCUUUAUGCAAAGGAAGUUUUUUAAAAUUCUGUUUUGUAGUUGCACAAUUUUAGAAUACCUUGUUAAAUUUCAUGUAACCAGUUUCAGUCUUUCGUAGAUUUUUUAAUGUCAUUAUGGAAAUCAUCCCUGUUAAUGAUGGAAUAUUCUAUUUUUUUA